GGCGGAAGGCAGCGGUUGCAACGCCGGCAAGCCGGAAGGCACUGACAGAGCGGAGGGAGUCGGGGGCGGCCAUAGCGCUGUGGUUGUUGGUGCCUCUCAGAGACCGAGGCCGGCUAUCGUGUUCUCCGCCGUCAGACCUUAUAACAUCUGGAUAUGUCCUUCAUAUUCGACUGGAUUUAUAGUGGUUUCAGCAGUGUACUGCAGUUUUUAGGACUGUACAAGAAAUCUGGCAAAUUAGUAUUUCUUGGAUUGGACAAUGCUGGAAAAACAACACUUCUGCAUAUGUUAAAAGAUGACAGGCUUGGACAACAUGUACCUACAUUACAUCCCACAUCAGAAGAACUGACUAUUGCUGGCAUGACUUUUACCACUUUUGAUCUGGGUGGGCAUGCUCAAGCUCGAAGAGUGUGGAAAAACUAUCUGCCUGCCAUAAAUGGCAUUGUUUUUCUGGUGGACUGUGCAGACCAUGACCGACUGUUAGAAUCAAAAGAAGAACUUGAUUCUCUUAUGACAGAUGAAACAAUAGCUAAUGUGCCUAUCCUAAUUCUUGGAAAUAAGAUUGACAGACCUGAAGCCAUUAGUGAAGAACGGUUACGAGAAAUGUUUGGUCUAUAUGGUCAAACAACAGGAAAGGGAAGUGUUUCAAUGAAAGAAUUAAAUGCCAGGCCUUUAGAAGUCUUCAUGUGCAGUGUGCUAAAGAGACAAGGCUAUGGUGAAGGUUUUCGUUGGGUGGCACAAUACAUCGAUUAAUACCAAGUCCACAUCUGUCUGUGUCUGACACUAAGUCUGCUCAGUUAUUUGAUUACUCAGCAUACAUAACUUGAAUUCAAUAGACUUUUGUUGGUUAUAAAGGAUAAGUUUUUUAGAUCAUUAAUAUUAUUUCAACUAUUGUGAAUGUGAGGAUUGAAAACUGAUUUCAGGCAAGUUUAGAUAUCACAUUGUUAACUUUCUAAUUCUAUAAAAUAAUUUAUGUUCUUUUACAAUUUAUAAUUUGACAUUUGCACCCAGCACCAUUUUUGGACAGAAUGACUUUCCCGUCUAGUAUGUUUGAAUGCACUUUUUAACAGCUAAAAACUACAGAUAUGUGAAUGGUAUUUAAUGCUCAUCAUGUUAAAUUUUUUAUGUACUUUUUUUGGAACUGAUUUUAUAAAUUUAGACUAUAUAACCACCUGUCUUUAAGGUACAAUUAAUAAUUAGUUUAUUAAUUGCAUGAUGCCUUACAGUUUUUAAUAAUAUUCUUAUGCAACGUCAUGCAAUAAAACAAAAUCUAAUUUUUGCAUAUUUGGUGGGAAAAUGUUUCAUUUUAAUGUGUUUAAUGGACAAUAGAAGGUUGUUUUUAGCAAACUGAUAUAAAUGUCUUAAGUUCCAAUGGGCUUUUGAAUUCAUCUAGAAGGACUUUUUUGGCAGAAUGCUUCUCGCACUAUUUUUUUCCUGGUGAAUUCUUCAUAUUCUUCAGUAUCAAUAGAAUCCAUUUUCAAAUAGUAGAACUCUACUCCUGGAAAAACAUAACUUUCUUGAUUUAUCACAUGCUCAGUUUUUAGUUUAGUAACUUCUUAGCUCUGUCACAAUUGUUUGAUUUUGAAGUACUUUUAGCUGUGUUGGUGCUGAUUUGAGGAACAUGUCCUAUUAUUAAAGAAACAAGUCACCAAUUUUUAUAUAUGAUGGGAUGCCCAAGUCAAAUUAGAGGCGCAGUUUCCUAUGUGCAAUUUUACCUUUAGCCUGUUGUUUGAUUCAGUUAAGCAAAGUAUCAAGACAUUUUACUCAGUGUAUUUUUGGCUUCUUGCCUAUUCUUCAUGCCUUUAAAGGAUGAUUAUUUCUUGCUGUGGGAAAAAAGGGCAUUUUUCUCAUCUUACUCUUGGACUCUUUUUUGUGUAAACACACACAGGUUUUCAUCUAUACAUGUAAUGUUUGUUAUUCUCUAGUUUCUCUACAACCCUUAGUAAUAAUUACAAAUAACAUAAAAGCUUGGUAAAUGUAUUGAGAUCCUUUCCUAUUUUCUCACAUUUCUUUCAUCAGUAUAGUAAGACACAGGAGUAACUAGAUAAUGCUCUGUACUUCAAGAAAAAUUUAAAGCAUAUGACUUUGUUCCUUAUUAUACAAAGAUCUUAUUUACCAGAAUUUAACUCUGAUAUAAUUGAAAUUAAAUGUUUUUUAAAACAAGCCUUUAAUGGCUUAAUACUGAGAGAAAUCUUAAUUGUACUAAAGUAGAUAAUGUAACCUUUAUUUCAGAUAAACAACCAAUUGUGCUGCUAGUGAGAUGUUUUACAAUUUUAGACUGGGGAGUCCAAACUUUGUAGUAGAAUCAUUUCUUACCUUGAAAUUGGGUUUUAGUCAUUCAUACUUGCCAAGUUUCAUAUUCAGUUCCUUUCCAAGUAACACUAAAAGGGCUGUUUCCUCUAUAACUGAUAAUGUGUCAGUAAUAGGCUAUAUUUCUAACUUGCUAGAACAUUAUACUAGAUAUAUAAAAGGUUAUCUCGAAGGUGCUAACUGAAUCUGAACAAGGCAUCAUUGAUUAAAAUUAACUCCCUUUUGCUGAUGGUACACAUUGAGGACAUAUUUCUCUUUUUCUUUGGUUGUCAGCAUAGAAGUUAAAAACUGACAUUGUAAAUAGAAAUACAAGUUGUUUCUUAGCAUAAAAUAAUCUGUUCAAGACUUGGAAUACUUUUAUUGUGGAAUUGAUACUUGGUAGGAAAGAAGUAGACAGGUUUACUUUAUAAAGUAUAAGCAAUGUCAGCCUUUUGCCUAGUUGGGGGAGGGGAAGCUGUUGGAUGGGGAUCCUUGUGACUUAAGCCUGUGGAAAUGAAGCUGGAGAAAGCACUGGCAGCUGAAAUUCCCUCCUCCCCCUCAAGAAACUUGUCCAUGAAGCCAAAUUUUGCUAGCUGAUCCAUAAGGCAGCUUUGAGAGGGACCUCUCCCCCCUCCCCCCAUAGUUAUGUGUGUUUAUAUUUCUAAUACAUACAUACAGGCAAAUUAAGGAAGCAGAAAAAAAGAGCAUAAGAACGUGUGUGAGUAUACAUGUGACAUUUGAGUAUAGAUAUUAGUGUUGCAUAUAUGCAAAUUUAAUACUUCAUAUUGUACUGUGCUAGUUUAAAAUGUGGUUGUAACACUCUUGCAUCCAUGCAAAUUGGAUGCAGACUAAUCAGGCAACAUUCAGAAAAUCUAAGCUAAUUUUAAAAAGUAAAAAAGUCUUCAAGUUUAAAAGCUUAUAAGAUGUUUCAGAUUGACAUUCUUAGCAUAGUCUCAUGUUUCAUUGGCUAUCAUUAAAUUUAUAUUGGGAUUUAGGCUUACUAGGAUAACAAACUCAUCUGUUUAAUUUUUUAGCUGGAAUACAUUACAGGGUAGAAAUGUAGAAACACAGACAUUUCCCAAGGCACAUGGAAGAAUUUUCCCUUCCAUAUAAUCUUUUAUUAGCUUACUUGAAAACCAGUAUUGUCUUAUGUGUGCCAAAGAUUUUUUUUUUAAAGUAUACUUCCAAACAUUACCUAUAUAAAUCUCAGUGUAAAGGUUAUUUGCACACAUGAAGGCACAGUCAUUUAUAAAAUAAUGCCGUUUUAAUUAUGAACAGAACUUCAUUAGGAAUAUGUUGUUUUAAAGUGGCUCAUCUGACUGCAAGUUCCAUAGGUGAAUUUGCAGAUGGGUGAAAGGUGACAGUUGUAAUAAUAAUUUCCUUAACUUCUACAAAAUUAUUUCACUGCUUAUAUUCAAAAUUCAGCAUUUUUGUGGAUUUCAGAAUUAACCAUCAGUAAGACAGCUAAAAAUAUAGUGAUUUUGAUUAAAGAGUUUUAGGAUAAAUAUUUAUUUUUUCUGAAUUCUUGCUAUUUGACACAUUAUUGGUUAUGGCAUUUCAUUCCUGUUAGUCACAGGAAUAAAUUGACAUGGCAGUAUCAUCAAGAAGUAGACAAAAGUGCAUUUGGGGAGUAUAUUUGAAGGAAAAGAAAAACGUUCACCUCUCACAUAUUUUGUUUCCAUUUUUAUUAAAAAUGUACUCAUUUUACUAAGAAUUUAUUUUAUUUUUUUUAAUUUCUGGAAGUUGAAGAUAUGUAAAAAGUUACCUUGAAAUUUUAAUGUGACUUCCUGGUGGGGGAAAAAAUCUUAAAGAUAAGUAUAAGUUGGCAGGUAAACAAUAGUUUAAUAAAAAAAUUAAUGGGGCAUUAAGAAUAAGUUGGAGUAAAUAAAAUAUGAUUUGGUACUAUAAAUUUGAAUUAAUAAGGCUUGACUAUAAAUCCAAGAGAUCAGGGAAUUUUAAGCCAUAUACUAAGCUGAAUUCUUAAAGCCACAUGUGGGUGUGCUCAGUUAUUUCCAUUAAUGUCCUCUCUUUAGAGAUGCAGAUGACUGCUUUAAAUUCUAAGACAGGUUCUUUGAAAAGAUGGCCGUGUCAUUCCUAUAAAAUAUUUAAAAUUUUGCUGGAAAUAUAAUCUCCUUCCCUUCAUAUCUAGCCUUCUGUACCUCUUCCCACCAAUUUCCCCCCAUCCAAAAAUGUGUUAGAAAAUAUUACAGUUUACACUAGAAUGCAGUGUUAGCUGUAUUCAUGAUGUUUGAGUUCUAGAUGUGCCCUUAGCUUCUACUUAUUUUUGUCCUCUCAUUUUCUAAAAUGUGAUUGUGCUAAAUUUUGUUUAAUUGAAAUAUCCUAUCAUAUAGUAUCUUGAAAUUAUUUGGGAUUUUGGCCAAUCUCUCCAAAACAAAAAUAAAACAGAACCAAGGUAUUCUUGUAUCUCUUUAAAAGAACCACCUACCAUAUUGGAUUUAGGGGAAAAAUAAAAAGGUCUUUCAGCAGGUUUUGUCAGAAAUUGUUUCUUUUAGUAAAGGAACAUUUGAGUGGAUUUUUUAGGCAUGAGUUUGAAAUAAAGAUUUUUUUUUUUUUUUUUUUUGAAAUUUGUGGAUAAGGGUGAGUAACAUUUAUAUUAACUUUGAAUGUAAAAGCCACUUUAGAAUGAAUUUUUAAAUCCUGGGAUUUCACACCCGGUUAUUGUGCUGUAAUAGCUGCUCAACCAAUAUGCACCAGGUCUGUAUACACAUGGCUGUUUGUUUUAAAACUACUAGAAAGUAUUUUUAUUUAACAGUAGGAUAUUAACAGACACCUAGAAUGGGAAGACAAUGAUUUGUUAAUCACUAACCUCUUUUGCACUUUUGUAUACCACUGCUUGCACUAGUAUUCAGUGUGGAAUUUUAACACUAUCAUUUUGGAAUGUGAAUAAAUGUUUUAAACAUAAUUUAUAUAAAGAAUUUCUUUGUUUAUUUUUAUGUAUUUUGCAAGUGUAGCAAACAGAUGGUCGAAUGUUUUUGAACUUUGUUGUGUUAUUUUGAUUAUUCUGUUGUUAUUUCAUUGCACACUAUGAAUAUGAGUGCCAGGAAUAGCAAAAUAAAACUCUAACCUGAACAAUGAAGAAUGCUAGUGCAGAGUUCCAUUUCUCGUCAGUAUUCUUUGUUAGACUUGAAUGGAAAUUCCUUGGACUUAAGAAUCAGAACUAUGAAGGAAUGUUUAUUCCUAGCUAAUAUCUCUUUGAUUUAGUCUUCAAAUCUGGUACCAGAUUUGCUCAAACACAAAUUUUCUAAAUCGAAAAAAGCAUAUCGUGGAUAAAUCCAUUCAGUGUUAAAUGGCACUUGAAAAAGUAAGACAACCAGUUGAUUUUGUGUAUGUCAUACAAAACAAGCAUUGACUAAUCUUCCUGCUUGCUAAUUGGAUUAUUCCCUGGAAAUAACCAAACUAAUAAGUUGAUGUACAUUCUUUUUGUCAGGGCUCAAGAAAAGUAGAAAAUAAAGAAAAAGCAGGUGAUUAAUGCUAGCCUUAUGUAUUUGCCCACAUUUUUUAAUCCUUUUUAAGACCUAAAUCUUAUCACAGAUACUCUGGAUGGUCAUGGUUUUUGUAAUUUAGAUUUUUGUUAGAGAUCAAUGAAAUAGAUAAACCUAGGGUAGUUAGGCUGUAUUAAUUGUUAGUUCUCUAAAUGUAAAAAUUGCCAGGUUUUUUACUUGUUGUUCUAAAAAUAAUUAUUGAAUUGAAACUAUGAUUUUUUUGUAAUGUCCAAGUAGUAGGCACACUGAAAUCAUAAGAUCCAGAAUUAGACUUAUUUAAAACAUUUUAUCUAGAGCAAUUAAAUAUUUGUAUCAGUCAAGCCUAAACUAAAAGUAGUGCAACUAUUAUAACCCUGUGAAAAAAUGGGAGUACUUUGGAUGUUAUAUAGUGAAUAAAUGAAAUGCUUUGCCUUGGAA
Molecule: messenger RNA, 6206 nt
Organism: Sarcophilus harrisii (Tasmanian devil)
Lineage: Eukaryota; Metazoa; Chordata; Mammalia; Dasyuromorphia; Dasyuridae
Gene: SAR1B
Product: secretion associated Ras related GTPase 1B
Exons: 7
Coding region: 154-750 (198 amino acids)
Biological process (GO): membrane organization; endoplasmic reticulum to Golgi vesicle-mediated transport; intracellular protein transport
Cellular component (GO): COPII vesicle coat; endoplasmic reticulum exit site
Molecular function (GO): GTP binding; GTPase activity
Source: RefSeq, a predicted model, not a curated record